Molecule: messenger RNA, 1623 nt
Organism: Bursaphelenchus xylophilus (pine wood nematode)
Lineage: Eukaryota; Metazoa; Nematoda; Chromadorea; Rhabditida; Aphelenchoididae
Source: the annotation of a GenBank genome assembly
AUGUCUCCAAUUCCUGUUUGUUCAAAUUACCCAUUUCGACCUCCAUUGGGCGCGGUAGAGGGGGCAUCUUCUGGCGGUCCGACGCUCCGCCGCUUCCAGCCAUCGGCGGAGGCAGGGUCGGCAGCCGAUCAACUGUCGGCAGGAUGGGCACCAGACCGGAUCCUGGGGCGAGUCCGUGCAGAUUGUGCAGGUGCGGCCUGAAUUUUGGAAAACAAAAUUCCCUGGCUGGCCUGCUUCCAUUUUGCCCCACACCUGAACCUGACAAAUAUGCGUUUUUCUCUGUCGUACUCAAACACGGGUUUUUCUGCGUUAUAAGAAUGUCACGUAGAUCGCAGAAGAUCUACGUAACAUCGCUUCAAAUUUAGGCAGAAACAUAGCAUUUGAUAAAGAAAAUCAUGAAAAAUAUUGAAAUUCAUUAAUUCACAUUAUUUAAAACAGUAUAAAACAGAAAAUUUAACAGUAGUACAGCAUUACUCAAGAAAAACUCGGUAGGAUUCAUCAGACUUGGAUGCAAAUUGUAGUGAAAAAAAAGUGGUGAAAAUUUCUGUCAUGCUAAAUCAAGCAAAUCAAGAGAAAUCAAAACUUUUAUGACAGAGAUUCUCUUCAGCAGGGUAUAAAACACGGCAAAAACCAGCAAUCUUCAAUUCGACUUCAUUCUUCAAUUGCUUGUUGGAUUAAUUUUAUACCAUCAAGUAAGCUUGUGAUCAGAUUUAACACGUUUUUUGAUUUCAAUUGUUGUUAUUUCCUUUAUAGAGCUUUUUAUUUUAAUUUUUUCAAUUUUCAGACCUCUUCUAAUAAAUCUUCUAAUAACCAUGUUUCCAUCGCAAUCAUUUUUCCUCUCCGCUGACGCUGCCUUCCAACCGACCGGAUUCCAACCAGCUUUUGUACCAAUUGCCCAUCCCCACCAUGUUUAUCCGAUUGGAUACCACCAAGCAAGCCCGAUGGCUUACAUUCCACCAAUGUAUUAUAACCACGGCUUGAUCUCGCCAGCAAAACCAAUUUGCUGGCAAUCAUCAAAAUUUCAUCUAUAAUCAAGCCCAAAAUUUCGAUGAACCUCAGCCCCAAGCCUCUCAGCAAGUGCCAGAGGAACAAACACGUCGACCUUUGAGUAUCCGACGAAACGCCCGGACCGAUGGAUUUCCUGCAGGACCGGAAAGGCAACAAGACACUGAGGCCACACAAAAGUUGCGAGAAUGGGUAAGUAUUUUUUUAUUAACAAACUGUUUGUUGCUGAUCAAUGCAACGUAAUGACUAAUGUUUCAGGCAGAGCGAUUCAGAGCCCGCAGAGAUCAGCUUAAAAAAGAACGAGACUCAGAGGUUGUUGUGGUGUCAGGUAAGUACCAUACUCUAACAUACGCAAACAUACUAGUAAAUAAAUUAAAUCAGUCAUCAUUUUUUCUGAAAAAUCAAAAACCUUUAAAUCAUCCCAACUUUUCAGAAACCGAAUGCACCAUUUGUUUCGACAAGGCCAGGAACCCAACAAGUUGCAAAGCAUGCAAGCAGAUCAUCGGAUGCCAACGAUGCAUUAGGAAUUGGAUUCGAACACAAGCGGAUAGCAAUAAAGCACCGUCGUGUCCGUUAUGUCGAGGAGAUGGGUUUGCAAAUUUUGAAUUGUUCGAUUAA